This is a messenger RNA of Manis javanica (Malayan pangolin), 2518 nucleotides long. It is a transcript of the gene UBE2S, whose product is annotated as ubiquitin conjugating enzyme E2 S. The record is from RefSeq and is a predicted model, not a curated record. NCBI's taxonomy places the organism in Eukaryota, Metazoa, Chordata, Mammalia, Pholidota, Manidae.
UAGUGCUGCCGGGCACCCAGGCGGGUGGGGUUUCGUACGCGGUGCGCGGCGGACGGCGGAGGCAGCGGGGAACGGAGCGGGGCCGCUGGGCCUUGCGAAGGCCGCAGCGGCAGUAGUUGGGCCCCCCGCCCCUGCCGGCGGCCCGGAGAAUUUAGAAAGGGGGCCGGGGGGACCCGCCCCCGGCCGGCCGCAAUCAUGAACUCCAACGUGGAGAACCUACCCCCCCACAUCAUUCGCCUGGUGUACAAGGAGGUGACGACGCUGACCACUGACCCACCGGAUGGCAUCAAAGUCUUCCCUAACGAGGAGGAUCUCACCGACCUGCAGGUCACCAUUGAAGGCCCUGAGGGGACCCCAUAUGCUGGGGGCCUGUUCCGCAUGAAACUCCUGCUGGGGAAGGACUUCCCUGCCUCCCCACCCAAGGGCUACUUCCUGACCAAGAUUUUCCACCCAAACGUGGGCGCCAAUGGUGAGAUCUGCGUCAACGUGCUCAAGAGGGACUGGACAGCCGAGCUGGGCAUCCGGCAUGUGCUGCUGACCAUCAAGUGCCUGCUGAUCCAUCCGAACCCCGAGUCUGCCCUCAACGAGGAGGCAGGCCGCCUGCUCUUAGAGAACUACGAGGAGUACGCAGCGCGCGCCCGCCUGCUCACAGAGAUCCACGGGGGCGCGGGCGGGCCCAGUGGGGGCCAGGCUGAGGCCUGCCGGGCCCCGGGCAGUGCAGAUGCAGCCGCCUCCACCGACCCUAUGGCCCCUGGGGGUCCAGGAGGUGCCGAGGGCCCCAUGGCCAAGAAGCACGCGGGCGAGCGUGAUAAGAAGCUGGCAGCUAAGAAAAAGACGGACAAGAAGCGGGCGCUGCGGCGACUGUAGCGGGCCCUUCUCCCUCACCCCACCCCCAACCCAACCCUCUACUCUGUCUCUAAGUUAUUUAAAUUAUGGCUUGGUUGGGGGAGGGCUGGGGCACUGGGACCUGGAAUUGUUUUUCUAAAUAAAGCUGGAAAAGCAGCUGCUCUGUCUCCAGAUGCUGGGCCAUUGGCUGCACUCUGCUGGCACACCCCCCACCCCCCACCGACCACCCCAGGCCUCCUGGAGGCUGCAGCCUGAGUCCCUCCAGCUCUACAGGCCUCCUGCAUGAGGUGGGGCUCCCUAUCUUGGGGCAGUCAGCAGGUGAUGCAGCUCUUCCCUGGAGUAAGGUUUCUGUCUAAAAUGGGGUGGGGGGAGGUGGGCUGAGGCCUCCUGGUAGCUUCUGCCCUUCCAGGUGGGAAUGUUGGCUCAGCAGUGUCCCUUCCUGGCCAGGUGACAGGCGUGUGCAGUGAGCUGCUGCACCCUCAUAGGACCAAGUCCAGCUCUGACCAUAGGCUUCAUUUUACUUCUGGACAGCAAAGCCUGCUGUGUAUAUGCCUAACAAGUAAAUCCCAGGCCUGCAAGCAGAGAGACCCCCCACAGUGGUGGGCAGGUGGCCUGGGUUUGGGGAGGACCAGAUGCUCAGGGCAUGGGGACUUCUCUGGGUGUCUUAAUUCUAGAUCAAUGUGGUAGUGGCCACGUGGGUGUAGAAAUUUGUCAGGAUUUAGACUUAAUACUUAAAGUAGAUGUAUUUUACUUUGUGUAAAGUAUACCGAAGUGAAGCUGAUUUAAAAUUUUUUUAAAUCGAGGACUUCUGUUUACCUAGAGUGAAAGACAAGUCAGUGGUCAGAAGAUACAAGACAUGGCAAUCAAAAAGAACUAAUCCAAACUAUAUAUGUAAAGAACUACAGACCCAGAAGAAAAAAAAAAGCAGAAACCCUUGAACAGACACUUCACAAAAGGAAGUCCUAAUGCCUACCGAACACCUGAGAAGACCACUGGAAGGUGCAGUGUAACAGCUGCAGCCGCUCCCAGGACCUGGCAGCAGUCUGACAAUGCAAGUGUUCACGAGGUGGCAGAGCAUGUUCAUGGUGGGAGCGGGAAACGGGACCGGGGAGAUGGAAGCCCGCGUGCUUAUUACUCAGCAUCCCUACACGUGUACUGCGCUUUAAACAUCUGUGCUGAUUUUAAACAGUACUCUAUAGACACUAUACCAAACAACACAAAAAUAACGGACUGUCGCUACAGCAGCAUGGAAGGAUCGCCACCACCAUCAGCCAGACAAGUCACAACAGAUAAGGUUUGGCGCCAUGGUAACGCGAUUCCAAAACAGGCACCAGUAGUCAACCUGUCAAGCAUACUAUACACAGGCUGUGAAACUGGGAGCGAGAAGACCUUCCGUGAGGCUCAGCAUUCUGGUUACCUAGCCGGCAAGGAGUCCCCGGGGGGCUCUGCAGAGGCUGGCGGUCUUGUUUCCUUACUCGGGUGCUGGCUACGGGCAAGCUUGCUUUCUAAUAAUUUUUGAGUGUAUAAAUGUUUUAUGCACUUUAUAAAGUCUGCCACACUUCAGAAUUUUUAAAAAGUGAAAACUAAAUUUGUACGUGGACUGAUCUCCAAAGUACAUUAAGUGAAAAAAAGCGACAUGCAGUGCAUGCAAUACAUUACCAUUUCUGUUAAA